AUGUCAAACGACGGGAGUACCAUAUUCGGUGGUGGCGGUGGUUCGAGUGUCACUUCUUACGGUGGAAUCGUUAAUGAGAUGUUCGAUAGUGGUGGUGGGCCGGUCGACGGACCGCCCAUCUCGGCGAACGGGAAGAGUCCGAAGAAGGGAGCAGUGCCGUUGAUUGACGAAGACUCACAAUCAACGCCACGUGGCAGCACGACUGGAGACGGGGGUGCCGGAUCGCCGAGUAUGGAAUUUGCCAACUCGAGACCCGGAGGUCUAUCGACGAUUUCUGGUGUAUUCGCACCGGUCGCAUUGAGCAUGUUCAGUAUAUUACUCUUUUUGAGAAUGGGAUUCGUUGUCGGCCAACUCGGUUUCCUCAUGACGAUCCUUCAAUUAGCGAUGGCCUACGCGAUAGUCAUGCUUACCGUACUCUCAUUAUGUGCAAUCUCUUCGAAUGGAGCUGUGGAAGGAGGCGGAGUUUAUUACAUGAUCUCCCGAUCGCUGGGACCCGAGUUUGGUGGUGCCAUCGGAGUGUUAUUUUUUGUUGCCAACGUAUUUUCAUGCGCUUUGUACAUUUCUGGAUUCACGGAAGCGCUGAUGAAUAAUAUUGGGAAUGGACAAUUUCCCGACUCACCCACAUGGCGAUUCCUCUACUGUGUGCUGGUCUCACUGGUACUUCUGAUCUUAUCACUUCUUGGCUCCGCCCUUUUCGCGAAAACUGCUCUAAUCACAUUUAUGCUCAUCUCGAUUUGUUAUUUCACAUGGAUUCUAUCAGUCUGCUUCAAUGGACACAUGGAAGUGGCUAUUCCGAAGGUCAACACCCCUGCCUACCGAGUACCCGUAAACGUCUCCGACCCAUCGCAGGGUAUGGUGGAGGACUUCAAUCAGAAUUUGACAGCUAAUUAUACUGGAUGGAGUUUCCACACUCUCGGCGAAAACAUGUUCCCCAACUACACGAUGGAUUACACCACUGAGAAGCCAACAGAUUUUGCCCUAAUGUUCGCUAUCAUUUUCUCCGGAGUCACUGGUCUUAUGGCCGGAGCCAACAUGUCUGGAGAGCUCGCCCGACCGUCUGUAUCCAUUCCACGUGGAACUGUGCAAGCGGUGUUCACAACGUUGUUCGCCUAUAUUGCCACGGCGUUCUUGAUGGCCGCCACGUCGAGUAGAUACUUGUUGCAGAAUGACUAUACGGUUAUGAUGGAUACCAACUUCCAUCGAAUUUUCAUUCUCAUCGGAAUCUUUUCAACCACACUAUUCUCAUCGAUGAGUAAUCUUAUUGGCUCGUCUCGAGUCCUAAACCGUCUCUCUCACGACAAACUCUUCGGAUGUCUCCUCCGACCCGCCAAAAUCGAAAUUGGAGACCGUAAUCCUGUGGUGUCGGUGGUCAUCACAUGGAUCUGUGUUGUUUUGGUGUUUCUAGUUGGAGCUAUGAACAAAAUCGCCAAGUUGACAUCAAUCUUCUUCUUGUUGAGUUAUAUGGGAGUGAAUGUGGCCACAUUGGCGCUGGAAUUGACAAGUGCACCAAAUUUCAGACCAACUUUCAAGUAUUUCUCGUGGCAAACAUGUGCACUUGGAGUAUUAGCGACUGGAACUAUGAUGUUGGUGGUCGAUGCGUCCAUGAGUGCACUCGGAGUGGUAGUACUCAUGACACUGAUUAUGGUACUCCAUUAUCAGGCCCCCAGCGUAUCUUCCGGCUCAAUUUCUCAAGCUUUGAUCUACCAUCAAGUCAGAAAGUACUUACUUCUGUUGGAUGUCAGAAAAGAACACGUCAAAUACUGGCGUCCACAAAUCCUCCUCCUCGUUUCUCGUCCAGCGUCCGCGUGCUCCCUUUUAGAUUUUGUCAACGAUCUCAAAAAAUCGGGUCUCUACGUGGUAGGCCACGUCCGGAAGGGUGAUAUGGACUCGUCGGUACCAGUGGACCCCCUCCAACAAGUUUUCCCCUAUUGGCUCUCUCUUAUCGAUUAUUUGAAACUCAAAGCGUUUGUGGAGUUGACAAUGUCAAAUAACAUCCGUCAUGGUAUUCAACAACUCAUGCGGUUAUCCGGUCUCGGUGCGAUGAAGCCAAAUACCGUAGUCAUUGGGUUCCACGAGUUGGCACCGAGCCAAGUCACCCUUCAAGAGUCUCAACUUCUGAAGGACCUUCGAUUUUCAAAAAUCGAUCGAGCCGCGGUGGUGGAGUACUUCACCGCCGGCGACUAUAUGCCGAAAGAGUUGGACGGAAAUCUGGAGAGGCUGAGCCCUGUGGACUACGUGAAUGUGCUCAAAGACGUGCUCCAUAUGACCAAAAAUUUGUGUGUCGCCCGUCACUUUUCAAAAUUGGAUAAAGAAGCACUAUCACGUGGAUGGAAUGGACAAAAACGGUAUAUCGAUGUGUGGCCGGUUGACUUGCAGAAACCACAGGAAACUGGUUUGGGAUGGGAUAAUAGCUCUCUCUUCCUCCUCCAACUCGCCUGUAUUCUCUCAAUGUCAUCCCGCUGGCGAUCCUACACAAAACUUCGAGUAUUCAUCUGUGUCAACUCUCUUCAAGAUAUGCAUAGAAGAGAGAGACAACUCAAAACUGUGCUCCAGACGCUGAGAAUUGACGGAGAGUCUUCAGUGGUGCCAUGGGACCACGUGGUGUGCCAUUAUCAACCAGCUAAUGGGGCGGCGAGUGCUAAUACUACAAUCCCAUCCGUGGACCUCCCCGCCGCCUAUAUCAGUGCAUUCAACGAUAUGGUGAAGCGAUACUCGGAAGAAGCGGCUAUUACUCUUCUAAAUCUUCCAGUACCCCCGGAUAACGCAGAGGAUGAUGGGGAUCGAUACCUCGAAAUGGUGCGUAACCUCACUGACGCCCUUCCACCAACUCUUCUAGUCCACGGAGUGUCUUCAGUCAUCUCCACAGCACUCUAG
Molecule: messenger RNA, 2874 nt
Organism: Caenorhabditis remanei
Lineage: Eukaryota; Metazoa; Nematoda; Chromadorea; Rhabditida; Rhabditidae
Exons: 15
Coding region: 1-2874 (957 amino acids)
Biological process (GO): cell volume homeostasis; potassium ion homeostasis; chloride ion homeostasis
Cellular component (GO): membrane
Molecular function (GO): potassium:chloride symporter activity
Source: RefSeq, a predicted model, not a curated record